UCGGGUUUUUAGAGUUGCUGCAAGGAGAUCAAAUGUGGCGGCAAAAUGCUUUUCCGGUGAAAUUGAACUAUAACUCGUCAUUUCAUUAUGCUCUUUAUGUAUAAUACGUGCUAACGGAAAUUUUUUUUUCUUUUAAAUUUUUGGUUUCUGUUGUAUUCUUAGGGCAAUGAUGAUUCUGAUCAGAGCAUUUCUGAUGAGGACGAGUUAAAUGGCGAUUUGCGAGAGAAUUCUUUUUCUUUGACUACGCGAACAGAAAAAGAGCAAGGGUUGCUACUUCAAUCACGGCUGGAGAUACUUAGAGAAUCAGUCAAAUUUCUUUGUUGAGGAUGACGUUGAAAUGCCUGAUUUCCCCUACGAGGGUGGUUCAAUCUUGUCCCGAGGGAAGGAAUCUACAUGUCAUCCUGAUCAGGAAAUCAUCUCUGAUUCUGAGGAUGACUGUGGUUUUUCAAAACAUGCCACUAGCUCUGGUGCUAGAAAACUCCAGAAAGAUAGCAGUCUCAAUACUUAUAGAAAUGAAAUACAAGAUGGAGCAUGCACAUGGUCCAUGAUAAAUAAAGAAGCUGAGGCGCUAAUCCACUUGAAUGACGGUUGCUUCUCUUCAGCUUCCACGUUCUCCAAAGCCAACAAAUCUUAUAAAGGUGUCACAGGCAAAGUCAAGCCCAAAUUUUCUCUCCAUUUUAAGCUGCAUAAAGACGGCCUUCCUCAGCAUUUUAAUUUUAUGGAUGAAAAUAUUUCGUCAUCCAGUGCUCAUGGUGUGCCUGAACAAUUUGAACCAACUGAUGAUGGAACCGCAGAUAAUUCAGAUCUUGAGUUUCUUAAAGAUUAUCAUGGAGAAAAUGAUAAACAGUUGAAAUUUUUGCCUACUGAAAUGGAAGCUUUUGCGAAUAGGCUCAAUAAACAUACCAUGUCAGAGCUCUUAGAUGGCCUUCAGGAUAGGAAUGUUGUGCCAAGAAGAAAUUCUAAAAUGUCUGGAAGAACAAAAGAUAAGAGGACACAGCUCAUUGUGAAGAAAAGUUUGUUACAAUUGGGAAAGAGAAUCAUUAACAACGAAGAGCAGCCUGAGCUGGUAGUUUCUGGAUCAUCUGAUGAUGAGGCCAGUAUUCAACACAUAAAUCUUGCAAACCUGGCAAUGAAGAAGCAGACUAUGGCAGAUCAAUUUCAAGAAGCUUUAGCUGCUGCUUCUUUAAGCAAUGAAGGGGUCCAUGUCACAGCUGCUAAAUUGUCAGGAAAGUUGCAGCAGGUCAUGCAGAGUGAAAAGGAAAUGGAUGCUGAUUUUCUGAGAAGGAUACAAUUGGGACCGAGCACUAGUGAUGAGUCACAUUCUAUUGUUGUAAAGAUCCUUUCAAGAUACUUGGAUGCAAAGCUGAUAGUUUGUCGCUGCUCCUUUGGCAAGAAUAGAGAGGGAUUCCAGUUAGCAGAUAGCUCCCAAACAUUUGUUGAUGGAAGGGAAGGAACAAUUAUAUUUAGUCCCAAAGUUUGCAGCGAUGUUGAUCUUGAAGUUGGGAACUUAAUUUGUAUUCAUCCACCAUGGAAGGAGGUUCAACUGAUGCACAAUGAUGAGAAAAUUAUCUUAUCUACAUACUUCUCUCAUAUUUAAUAUGAACAGCUCAGGCUAGUCCAUCAAGAGAUCAAUAUUCGCUACAGUCCUUGGAUCGAAUCAUGUGUACGGUGGACAUUUGUAAAGAAUCAUCCUCAUGCUUCCAUCUUAAUCUCUUUCAUCUAAUGGAUGACGAGAGAUACGGCUACAUGGUACCAUGUGGUAGAGAAUUUUGAAGAUCUAAUUCUGGUUCAGGAAAAAGUUCAUGGCUGUGUUUCAUCCUGUUCAGGCGGAACACAAAUGCACGACUUGCCACCCUUAUAAUUAUGUAUAAUAUUUUAUCAAGAGAAUUAUUACUAUGAACUCUGAUUAUUAGUUUAUUGCUAAGCUGCUAUUUAAAAUAUUUCGUGAGAGAGACGGAACAUCACCGUAUAUGUCAUAUAAUGGAUCAUGAUUGAAAGGGAAAAUAAGAUAUUGAUUUGAGAAA
Molecule: messenger RNA, 2024 nt
Organism: Ricinus communis (castor bean)
Lineage: Eukaryota; Viridiplantae; Streptophyta; Magnoliopsida; Malpighiales; Euphorbiaceae
Exons: 13
Coding region: 338-1597 (419 amino acids)
Source: RefSeq, a predicted model, not a curated record